CUGCGUCCACUUCCUGCGUGGGUUGCCUGUAACAUUAGCACAUUGCCUUCUCCUCACUCCUGGCUGGCAUGGAAGGCGAAGAGGGCUGUAAAGCCCCUGAUUCUACCUCCAGGGACUUGCUGAGUGUUGGCAGUGGCACAGGAGGACUUUAUAACAAACUACUCAUCAACAAAAAACACAGCAACAAUGGACCAGGGUCACCAAUCGUCAGAAUGCCUAGGAGUAGCAUCUUGGACAGAGUCCAGAACUUUCUACCUCAGCUGGCCCAGGCCAAUGAAAGACUCAGCAAGGAAAUAGAGUCUUCACCAGCUGGUGUUUUUGACAUAGAACAAGUUGAAGACCACGAGGAAAAGAUCAUUGAGAUGAAUGUAUCAGUAGUAGAACUUGAUGAUUCUGAUACCAGCGAUGGAGAGGCAGCGAGCAGCUCAGACAGUGAUGUCUCUGAAGAAGUGACAGAAGAGAACAUCAGAUUAACAAAAAAAGUGAAAAAGGGCAACAUUGAAGUCUUGGAAAACUGAUUUAAAGUUCUGCUCAUCAGGCUUACUUACUGCACAGGAGCACAUCCGCUCCAUUACUGUAACAGAAUUCUGCAGGUCACAGUGGCUAAUUUGCAAUCCCAGUGUAGCAGAAUGUGAAUUUGUUGGUGAAUGGUCCAGUUUGGAAGACAGAAUAAGUCAAUAACUACAUAGAGAGAACUGGAAGAAACAUGUAAGGGGGAUCUCAUAUUGUUCCAAUAUUCUGACAUCACUGUAAUAAUCUUUCUACAAUGUGUACUUAAAAGUAUUGUUUUUCAAGGUAUUGUCAUUUGAGGACAGAGAUCUCUGCAUGCUUUUUAUAAAAGUAUAUUUAAAAAAGUUAUUAAAGUUCACACCUCGUUCAACAAAGGUGUUUGGGCAUUUAUAUAUACAUUAAUGAUUUAUAUACUAGAUAUGGACAAAGUGUAAUAGUUCAGUAUGCUUGGGGGAAAAAACACAUUUUAU
Messenger RNA from Pelobates fuscus (common spadefoot toad), 980 nucleotides. It is a transcript of the gene NOPCHAP1, whose product is annotated as NOP protein chaperone 1. NCBI's taxonomy places the organism in Eukaryota, Metazoa, Chordata, Amphibia, Anura, Pelobatidae. Gene Ontology annotation, molecular function: box C/D methylation guide snoRNP complex binding. The record is from RefSeq and is a predicted model, not a curated record. The transcript has 4 exons. The coding region runs from base 69 to 518 and encodes 149 amino acids. Gene Ontology annotation, biological process: box C/D snoRNP assembly.